AUGGUGAAAUUCUGGUGGAUGUUCAUAUUAUUCGCUAAAACAGCAUCGUCUAGUGAUAACGCGUUGCCAGGAACUGAGGAACGAAAAGAGUCCCGUUUCCUGCCUUUGUAUGAAGUAAAGAGGUACGAUGGAAGGCCGAGCGGCCCCGGCAUUGGCCCCGUUGGUCUCCCACCCCUGACCACUGUCCCGAUUGCCGGGGAACGGUGCUCGGCCCGCCUCGAGUCCGCUUUGGAUCAGCUGAAGAGGAAAAAGCGGAACCAACCAAAGAACCUGGAUCCUCCCUUCAGUCAAAGUAUAGACCUGAAUGGCUACAGCUUGUACCAGCAGAUGAGGUCAGCCCCAGUAGACAUGUAUGUGACUAGAAUGCGCGUGCGCCUACCACAAAACAGCAACUGGGUGCGAGUUGAAAAAUGUUACUUCGACCCGAGAAAUGUCUCUUUGGACACUAUGCUAUUAUUCCACGACAUAACAAUAAGCGGGAACGUGGAUUUGUAUGAUGCUAAUGAAUUAGACCGGGGGAUUCCGCCAAGUAGGAGAUUAAGGAGGAACUAUGCAGAGCGUCCUUAUCCUGACGACCAUUACUCUAGAAACAGAGGAGGCUGCAAUAUGAUCCUCAGAUUAAGGAAAGCCGGUAUAGGCUUUCACACGAGACCACUUAAUCAACAGCCCGGGAAAUUUAACGUCAAAACUGAUUCAGAGUUCGUCGAACCAGGAUUUAUAAGUGUUUAUGCGUACGGCUGCGAGAAGUACAUAAACAGGAAUUCUGUUAGAAAUAAAGACAACUUGCCUUUGAGAAGACGAAGAAGAUCGGACGAGUUUUCAUUUGAAUCUCAUCUUGAUAUGCCUUAUAAGGACAAUUUCGAUAGUCGAUCAGCUGAUAAUAAUUGGGACAUAGUUUAUGAACCCCGGAGUAGGGUGAACUAUGAGAGAAGCAAGUUAUUCCGCCCUGAAGACGAUUUGGACGAAGUUGAAGAUAUUUCUCGAGAAAUGGAAGAUAUCUUCACGAAAGGAAUUAGGACAUUACUCACCACUUAUAUGAAGAAAGAGCUUCAACCAGCUAUUAAAGAUACUUUAAUGCGAAAUAUGGGUUACGUGAUAUCAUAUGGUUAAACAACAUAGUAUAUAUAGCUUUUUAAAUAGUAAAGAAUGUAUAGAUAUAUUUAUUUACGGUUUUGGUGGGGUUGUAUGCAAUUGAUAU
Messenger RNA from Amyelois transitella, 1198 nucleotides. RefSeq lists its product as uncharacterized. The coding region runs from base 1 to 1110 and encodes 369 amino acids. Lineage: Eukaryota; Metazoa; Arthropoda; Insecta; Lepidoptera; Pyralidae. The record is from RefSeq and is a predicted model, not a curated record. The transcript has 3 exons.